UUUUCUGAAGGAGGCCGGGCCUAGUGCGGGCGUGGAGGCCUGCCUCUUUUCCGGGCUGUGGCGGCGAGGCGAGGCCGGGGCGAGCGGUCCUCCGGGCGGGAGGGCGGCAGCAAGGCCGGCUGUUGCUGCUUCUGCCUGGGCGGCGCCAUGAAGGGCAAGGAGGACAAGGACAAGGAGAAAGACAAGGACAAAGAGAAGGAAGGCGCGGGGCUGGCCGGGCCCGGGCUGGGACUGGGCGGCGGAGGAGGAGGCGGAGGCGGCCUGGUGGGCGGCUUGGGCUUAGGCCCCGGCGGAGGCGGCGGAGUGGGAGGGGGCCACAGCCCCGAGAAGAGCCGAUCCGCCCAGGAGUACAAGGAGCAGGGGAACCGCCUCUUCGUGGGCCGCAAGUACCCCGAGGCCGCCGCCUGCUAUGGGAGGGCCAUCAAUCGGAAUCCUUUGGUGGCCGUCUACUACACCAACCGGGCCUUAUGUUACCUGAAGAUGCAGCAGCACGACAAGGCCUUGGCCGACUGCAAGCAUGCCCUGGAGCUGGACAGCCAGUCGGUGAAAGCCCACUUCUUCCUGGGCCAAUGCCAGAUGGAGAUGGAGAACUAUGACGAGGCCAUCGCUAAUCUUCAAAGAGCCUACAACUUAGCCAAAGAGCAACGUUUGAACUUUGGGGAUGACAUUCCAAGCGCUCUGCGGAUCGCCAAGAAGAAGCGUUGGAACAACAUUGAGGAGAAACGGAUCAACCAGGAAAAUGAGUUGCAUUCCUAUCUUACCAAACUUAUCCUAGCGGAGAAAGAAAGGGAGUUAGAUGAAUGCCGGCAGGCACAGGAAGAGGAGAAUGUGGACGAAAACCGAAGCCGGGCACAGCUGGCCAACAUUGAAGCCAAACAUGAGAAAUACCUUGCAGACAUGGAUGAAUUAUUCUCCCAGGUGGAUGAGAAGCGGAAGAAACGGGACAUCCCUGACUAUUUGUGUGGGAAGAUCAGCUUUGAACUGAUGCGAGAGCCCUGCAUCACACCCAGUGGCAUUACCUAUGACCGGAAGGACAUAGAAGAACAUCUUCAGCGUGUCGGCCACUUUGACCCGGUGACCCGAAGCCCCUUGACCCAGGACCAGCUGAUCCCCAACCUGGCCAUGAAGGAGGUGAUAGACGCGUUCAUAUCCGAAAACGGCUGGGUAGAAGAUUACUAAUGACUCUCGGAGGGGAGGGAAAGAGGCCAGGUGUGCCCGGCUGCCGACUGCUUUGGAUGGCUCUGAACUCGCUGGGCCAGCAGCAGCCCCAUGCCUUACUCUCGUAUUUAUCUGUCUGCCUGCCUGUGCCCAUUCUUUUGGCAGCGCCUGGGCUCUGUUGGCUCUGGGAAGCGAGGGCCAGAGAGCUCCGAGGCCUCCCAGUUUCCUUGGCUUCUUUUUGUGGCUUGGUAAGAUGGGCAGAAGGAAGGCUUUGGCCUCAGCCUUGAUGCAGCAGAGACACCUGGGCAGGCCUUAAAGAAGCAAGGCAAAGAGGGAGGCCCAAGGGCACCCUUUGGAACCCGUCAUGGCCCACGAAGGACAAUCCCACGGUGCCCAAGCCGUGCCUGCGUCCCUUCACUUGGCACACAUCUCCCUUCCAUAACAAUGCUGCUGAUGUCGUCGGGUCCGGCUCCUGUGGUAAGCGAAAUGCCAGAGAGGCCGGAUCCAUCUCCUUCCUCCAGUCCCCAGCUUGGCUUUGAGCUGUCAUUUCUCGCCUGCUUUCUCUCUCUCUCUUUCUCUCUGUACAAAGGUUUUAUUUUUUGUUUCCUCUUUCCAUUUAUUCCUGCCUGUUCAGGAUAAGCUGGGUGGAUUCUUUUUCCAUCUGUUUUUUCUUUCUUUCUUUGUAAAUAAAUAUCAGGGAGGGAGGGGAAGUGGGCACACCAAGAGAUAUUAUUCUGCAGGUGUCUACUGGAAUUUGGGUUUUGUUGGGAUCAGCAGUUUUCCUGCUUGCGUGCCCAUUAAGUUCCUUCCAGGUAGUUGUUUUAUCCAUUAAACCACUCAAAAAGAACAUUUUGGGGGUUGCUUUCAAUUAAAUGUUUCCCCUUUAAUAAGUCAUUUUGCAGUAUUUCCAAGGUUGUGCUAACUCAUGCGCCCGGAUUUCUUUUGCCUCAUGAAAGGUGUGUUGCGACUGCAUUAUAUAGACUCCUGAAGCAUUGAUUGUUGGUGAGGAUAAGGAUUUAACAUUUCCUCCUAAGAACUCCUCGGUGGAGGAAAUCCGUUGUCAACCUACUUAACAACUAAAAAAUGUCACGUCUGCUUCGGUGCAUUUUCGUAUGCAUCUGCACUGUAAAAUGAUUACAGAUUGGCACCACCUUAAUGGCUAUGGCUCAUUGCGAGGCAAUCCUGGGAGUUGCAGUUUGUCUGUAUCUUUAGCUUUCUCUACCAAAGUGAUGUGCCUCAGCAAACUACAACUCUCAGGAUUCCAUAACAUUGCACCACAGUUUACACGAUGUCAAACUGAACUAAUUCUACAGUGUAGGCACACCCUUAGUUGGUCACAAAAUGGCAUGGGAUGUUUUUUGCCCCAUUAAAUGUGAAAAAUGGCCCAUUUUGGUGCAAUCAGAGUUAAGAGGACAGGGCGGAACGGGAUGCGUAUCGAGCGGACUUUUGUGAGCUCGUUUGAAGCUUUGUCCGGCUAAAUAAAGCAAAUGAUCUGAGCCAGAACUUCAAA
Messenger RNA from Anolis sagrei ordinatus, 2668 nucleotides. RefSeq names its product E3 ubiquitin-protein ligase CHIP. Gene Ontology annotation, biological process: cellular response to misfolded protein; proteasome-mediated ubiquitin-dependent protein catabolic process; positive regulation of proteolysis. Gene Ontology annotation, cellular component: cytoplasm; Z disc. The record is from RefSeq and is a predicted model, not a curated record. Lineage: Eukaryota; Metazoa; Chordata; Lepidosauria; Squamata; Anolidae. Gene Ontology annotation, molecular function: ubiquitin protein ligase activity; protein-folding chaperone binding.